Molecule: messenger RNA, 2478 nt
Organism: Xyrauchen texanus (razorback sucker)
Lineage: Eukaryota; Metazoa; Chordata; Actinopteri; Cypriniformes; Catostomidae
Gene: lypd6b
Product: LY6/PLAUR domain containing 6B
Exons: 6
Coding region: 294-797 (167 amino acids)
Molecular function (GO): acetylcholine receptor regulator activity
Source: RefSeq, a predicted model, not a curated record
CUAAGCUUUCUCUUGCCUUUUCAUUUGAAAGUCUGAGUCAAGACAGGAUUGUCUGUGCACUUUAGCAGGAAGUCUAUCUGUUUGGCUGGAGCUGCAUGUAAGCUUUUAUUUUCUUUUUUUUCUGAAAGCUUUCUAUUUUACAGACAGAAGCUUAAUGAACUGCUUUUACGUCCCUACAUGUCCACGGGCUGAUCUGUGACCUAAGAGCAAUUGUGUUUUGAGCUGAAAAGAUUUGAGACUACAGGCUCCUGUGUGUGUUCUAACCUCUGGGUGUCACUAUCAGUGUUUUAAACAUGACAACAGAUCUGGCCUUAGUCACUAUUGUCGUUCAGCUUCUUGCUGAUUUGGUGACAAGCGACAACAUCGACUUCUACAAUCUCAUGCCUGCUCUAGAAGCUUCCCCGUACCCCAACAGUUUCAAGUGCUUCACAUGUGAACAGGCCUCGGACAACUACAGCUGUAAUCGCUGGGCAGAGGAUGUUUGGUGCCCUCAAAAUACACAGUACUGUAUGACAAUACAUCACUUCAACCAUCAUGGAAAGACAAAGUUUGUUACCAAAAGAUGUGCAGUGCAUGAAGAAUGUCAGUUAACAGGCUGUAAACAUCACAAAAAUGGACACCAGAUUGAGUGUGUAUCUUGCUGUGAAGGGAUGGUUUGUAACAUAGAGCUGCCAACCAAUCACACUAAUGCAGUGUUUGCUCGGAGCCAAACCCACAGCUCUGUGACACCCACUUUCAGGACCUGGGAUUCUGUGUUUCUGCUCAUCCCAGUUCUCACUGGACUGUUACCAUUGUGAUACUCAUUCAUACGAACCUGUUCAGUGAUGAACAGUACACAAAAGAAUGAGUCAUUGCCACGGAAGCCAGAAUCCACCCUGGAAUAUCGCAUUCAUCUGUCAUGGGCAAAGUCUGCUGUGUGAAAGACUGCAAAUAAAAUGGAAAAACAUGAUUUGGACUCUGAAAAGAGACAGCCAGUCCGCCAAUGGUGGUAGUGCUGUAAUCAGAUUUCAAUCCGGAAUUUCUAUCAAUGGAAUACUAUUACUGGUUCCUAAGGAAAAAAGGCAUUUAGCAGCUAAAGGCAGUGGAUGUGACUUGAGAUGCUUAACUGGAUUUGUAUUGACCAAAUUAAGGCUCGAACUGAGCACUGAAAGCCUCUAUGUGGGUAGGACGGCCUUGCUUGAUGGCUCAGAUCCCAGAUUCUGUCAAACAACCCUAGCACAGCAAUGAGAAGGCAUGGAAUGUAUUGUUCUAGUUUUCUGAACAAUGCAGAAGUCUCUUAAAGAUAUCUUGAUUGCUGCAGAAAUAUCUCAAUGCUUUAAGAACAUGGACUAUUCUGCUCACUACAAUUGUACAGAGUGGUUAUCUGAGGUACCGUAGCCUUUCUGUCAGCUCGAACCUGUCUGACCUGUCUCCGUUGACCUCUCUCAUCAACAAGGCAUUUCUGUCCGCAGAACUGGAUGUUUUUCUGUUUUUGGCACCAUUCUGAGUAAACUCUAGAGACUGUUGUGUGUGAAAAUCCCAGGAGAUCAACAGUUACAGAAAUACUCAAACCAGCCCGUCUGGCACCACCAAUCAGGCCAUGGUCGAAAUCACUGAGAUCACAUUUUUUCCCCAUUCUGUUGGUUGAUGUGAACAUUAACUGAAGAUCCUGACCUGUAUUUGAAUGAUGUUAUGCAUUGCACUGCUGCCACAUGAUUGGCUUAUUUGAUAAUCGCAUGAAUAAGUAGGUGUACAGAUUUCCCUAAUUACGAGCUUUGUGAGUGUAUACACAACAGCAGGAAAAUACCUUUUAUUAUUUUUUAUUCAAAGCCUUUUGAAAAUGACCUUAUUUAACUUACAAUUUUAACUCAUGCACAAAUUGCAAUAUGCCAAAUUUUAUGUCCAUUUAUUAAGGUGCAGUCAUGUUUUCUUUCACAUGGCAAAAAUUCCAUGGGUGAAAAACAGUCAUCUCAAUCCAUGCAACUGUGAAUUUCGGGUGGAGUUAAAGUUUGGUGAACUUUGACAGGCCACUUUGACCAAUAGGAAAUUGCUUGCUUUGACAGUGACCUCUGUGUGGGUGGUUCUUCUUCCACAGCUACACUGAAUGUUCACAAUAGACAAUAGGUAUAACGGCUGCAGCAAGUUUCUUUUUAACUUCACUCUCCUAGAGUAUAAAGUGCAGCAUUAAAAAGAGCCAAUCAUUUUUUUGCUGGUUUCACACACGCUUAACAUCAGCCCUCGACGUUUUCAUUCACAGAAUUUAGCCAUGUAAUGGUAAACGUGACCCCGCCUUUACACUACUGACAUCUUCAUUUAAAAACGAUUUAAAACUUACCAAUUAAGCUGAAUUUGAAGUAAAAAAAUUGUUCUUUCAAAGGGAAUUCUAAUUUCUGUUUAAUUAUGCCAAAAUAGUCAGUGCAUAUUAAAAUGAAUAUGAAACAAAUUUGUUUGCAAAUAAACAAAAUUAAUAAAAACUAUUGCCGCAGACUAUAUCUCAAU